Messenger RNA from Paramormyrops kingsleyae, 7798 nucleotides. The record is from RefSeq and is a predicted model, not a curated record. NCBI's taxonomy places the organism in Eukaryota, Metazoa, Chordata, Actinopteri, Osteoglossiformes, Mormyridae.
ACGUGAUGACGGGUGUGUAAAAAUGGCGCAUCUGGAUAAUUCACAAUUAGUUCUAGACACACUCCCAUAGUCUCCCGAAGAUGGAUCACCAGGGAAAAUGAAUCUCCGAAUGACGGAGUGGAGACGGCGGGUUUUCACGGCAGCGCCUUAAAACACGGGCACCGAUCUGUCCAAGUGGAAAUUGACGUAACAGUUUGUCAUGAAAGGGGAGUAAUGACCACGGUGAGAAAUCUGCUAUGAUAUGCAGCUCUGAAUGUACUGGGCUCUACGAGAUUUAUGCAACGUGCGCUUGCAUCCGUUCAUGAAAACGAAUAAAUCAGCCGUCGAUUGUUCGGAAUUUCACAAAAAUCAUGUGGAUGCCGACGGAGGAAGAGAAAUUUGGAGUUGUCAUCUGCAGCUUCCGAGAUUCUGUGUUCCAGGGCCUCGCUCUGGAGAUUGGAGAGACUGUACAGAUCCUGGAGAGGACAGAAGAAUGGUACCGAGGAUUUUCCACCAGGAAGCCUUCUGUCAAGGGUGUCUUCCCAGCUAACUACAUACAUUUGAAGAAAGCAGUUGUCUCUAACAGAGGGCCAAAUGAGAUAGUCGUGCCCCUAGAAGACCCCAUUGUCACAGAGGUGACUGCAGCCCUGCAGGAGUGGGCCGUCUUGUGGAAACAGCUGUAUGUGAAACACAAGACUGACCUGUUCUACAAACUGCGGCACGUCAUGAAUGAGCUGAUUGACCUGCGGCGACAGCUGCUAUCUGGUCACCUGACCCAGGACCAGGUCCAUGAAGUCAAGAGGCAUGCCACCAUACGUCUGGACUGGGGGAAUGAACACCUGGGCCUGGAUCUUGUACCCCGACAGGAGUUUGUCAUGGUGGAUCCAGACCAGAUCAGUGUUUCAGACCUCUACAAAAUGCACCUUUCCAGUCGACAGCGGGUCCAGCAAAGCACAUCCCAGAAUGACAGUGCACGGGUCUCUGUGCCACACCACCUCUUGGUCAGCCUGAAGAGCUUCACCCACAAUACCAUCAAUGAGGACGUUGACAUCUUCUUCUCUCUGUAUGACAUCCGGGAGAGCAAGCAGAUCAGUGAGAAAUUCAUGGUGCGGCUGAACAAGAGUGGGGGGGCCAAGAACGCAGAGAAGGCUGAUCGUCUGUGCUCUCUCUUUAUGGACUUGAGCAGCAAGGACCUGAAGAGGGACCUCUAUAUUGUGGCACACAUUAUAAGAACUGGCCGCAUGCUGCUGAAUGACUCGAGGAAGGGCCCGGCCCAGGGUCAGUAUCGACGGCCCCACGGCUGCGCUGCCUUAGCCCUGAGCGAGGUGCUGCACACCAUAUCAGAGCUCAAAGAGGAGAAGGAAUUUGUUCUCAAAGUUUACACUUGCACCAAUGAAAGUGAGUGGCAGCAGAUUCAUGAGAGCAUCAUCCGCAAGUCCAGCGUCAAGUCCGCAGCCCCCUGCAGCCACGGCCUGAUCAUCGCCCUGCAGUUCCUGCAUGGGGAGAUGGAGCAGAUCCGCCGCGAGCACAUGGCGCUCCUCAGCCGGGGCAUCAGCGUCACCCGCCAGCUCACCUUCCCAGAGAUGAUCAUGCCAGGUGACAUCCGCAAUGACUUGUACCUGACCUUGGAGCGAGGAGAGUUUGAGAAAGGAGGCAAGAGUGUACAGAAGAACAUUGAGGUCACUAUCUACGUGUUGUAUGCAGAUGGACAAAUCCUAAAAGACUGCAUCAGCCAGGGCAGUGGGGAGCUCAGCUCCAGUGAGCAUCGCUCCCUCGUGUUUUACCACAACAACGCCCCCCGCUGGAACGAAAUGGUGAAACUCUCCAUACCUUUCGAUCGCUUCCGAGGCUCGCACCUGCGCUUCGAGUUACGCCACUGCUCCACUAAAGAUAAAGGUGAAAAGAAGCUUUUUGGCUUUGCCUUCACGCCGCUCAUGAGGGAAGACGGAACGACGCUGUCGGACGAGAGCCAUGAACUCUAUGUCUAUAAGUGUGACGAGAGCACGACCUUCAGUAACCACGCCCUCUACCUGGGGCUGCCCUGCUGCAAAGAGGACCUGAGUGCCUGUCCUGGCUCCAGCACCAGCCCCACCUUCCAGCGCAGCCCCAAGGAGCUGCUCUGGGUGUCCACACAGCUGUGCUCCAGCAAGCUGACGCAGAACGUGGAUGUCCUGGCCCUGCUUAAUUGGAAAUCUCACCCUGAUCGAGUGAUGGAUCUCCUGGGGCGGCUGCGCUACAUCAGUGGGGAGGAGCUGGUCAAGUUUUUGCAAAAUAUCCUGGACACAUUGUUUUCCAUUCUGGAGGAUAACACUGACAAAUAUGGCCCUUCGGUUUUCCAGUCGCUGGUUUUCAUCAUCAACUUGCUGCGAGAAGGCAGAUUCUCCCAUUUCCGCACAGUCACAGACAACUACAUCCACAAUCACUUCUCCUCAGCUGUGGCAUACAAGGAGCUGAUUCGCUGUCUGAAAUGGUACAUGGAACGUUCAGCUGAGCUGACCAGACAGGAUCAUAUUCAGGAGGCCAUGAGGGCCCUGGAUUACCUGUUUAAGUUCAUCGUGCAGUCCCGCACCCUGUACUCCCAGGCCACCUGUGGCAUGGAGGAGGACCAGUUCAGAGCCAGCAUCCAGGAGCUGUUCCACUCCAUCCGCUUUGUGCUGAGCCUGGACAGCCGCAGCUCAGAACCUCUCGUGUUCACCCAGGUGGCGCUGCUGAGCUCCUUGCCAGCUGUGUUCGACGAGCUGCUGCCCGUGUUCACGGUCCAGGAGGCAGCUGAACUUGUGAGGGGCACUUUGAGCAGCAUGCCCAGCACAGUGCACAUGGGCCAGUCCAUGGACGUGGUCAAGCUUCAGUCAAUCGCCGGCACCGUAGACAGCAGGCUCUUCUCCUUUGCAGAGUCCCGGAGGGUCUUGCUACCUGUGGUCCUCCACCACAUUCAUCUUCACCUCCGCCAGCAGAGAGAGCUGCUUAUUUGCUCUGGCAUCCUCAGUAGCAUAUUCUCCUUAAUCAAGGCCAGCUCCCUGGAAACCUCGGUGCAGGAGGAGGUGGAGAUGAUGGUGGAGAGCUUGCUGGACGUGCUUCUGCAGACACUGCAGGCCAUCAUGAGCAAGUCGCAGUCCCCGGAGGUCUGCCGGGGGCAGCGCUGCCCGCAGUGCACGGCUGAGAUUACUGGAGAGUAUGUGUCCUGCCUACUUUCUCUCCUGUGUCAGAUGUCUGAUGCUCACUUCCAGCAUUUGCUGGACAGCUUCCAGAGUCAGGAUGAACUCAAGGAGUUCCUGCUGAGAAUCUUCUGUAUGUUCCGUAAUCUGAUGAAGCUGAGCGUGUUUCCGAGAGACUGGGUGGUGUUGCGGCUCCUGACCAGCCACAUCAUCCUGAAAACCACCCAGCAUCUAUCGCUUGCAUUGCGUAAGAAUUUCACAGAGGCCAGUUUUGAUUUCAAGGUGUGGAGCUCCUACUUUAGCUUGGCUGUCCUCUACAUCAGCCAGCCAAGCCUUCAGUUGGAGGCCUUCAGCCCAGCCAAGCGGAAUAAAGUGCUGGACAAGUAUGGAGACAUGAGAGUGACAAUGGCGUAUGACCUUUAUAACAUGUGGCAGCACCUUGGUGAGGACAAGAUACACUUUAUCCCCGGAACUAUCGGGGCUUUUUUGGGCGUGACAUUGGUUCCUCAAGAUGAAGUGAGGAACAUCAUGAUCCCCAUCCUCCAUGACAUGAUAGACUGGGAGCAGCGCAGGAAUGGCAACUUCAAACAGGUGGAGGCGGAGCUGGCUGACAAGCUGGACACCCUGGUGUCAGAGGGGAAGGGGGAUGAGAGCCACCGAAAGCUAAUCGGCCUGCUAACCCAACUCUUUGGCCCGUAUCCCAGCCUUUUGGAGCGGAUCGAGCAGGAGACCUGGAGACAGAUCAGCAUCUCUUUCGUCACAUCUGUCAUGCGACUGACUGAGCGUGUGCUUGAUUACAAGAACUGCCUGAAAGCGGGCGAGGCGGAGAACAAGAAAUCGGGCUGCACAAUCAACUUGCUGAGCUUUGGUAAGUCUGACAUGAAUAAAGAAGAGCUGUAUAUUCGCUACAUCCACAAACUGUGUAAUGCUCACCUGAAAACGGAGAGCUACACAGAGGCUGGCUUCACACUGCUCCUGUACUGGGACCUACUGCACUGGGAAGCCCGCCCACUCAGGGAAUUCCUUCACUACCCGGCCCAGAGCGAGUGGCAGCGAAAGGAGGCCCUGAGCCGCAAGAUCAUCCACUACUUCAACAAAGGAAAGAGCUGGGAAUACGGAAUACCAGUGUGUCGUGAGCUGGCCUCCCAGUAUGAGGCUACCUAUGACUACCAGAGCCUGAGCUGGAUAAGGAAGUUGGAAGCAACUUACUAUGACAACAUCCUGGAGCAGCCACGCCUUGAACCCGAGUUCUUUAGAGUGGGCUUUUAUGGGAAGAAAUUCCCUUUCUUCCUCAGGAACAAGGAGUUUGUGUGCCGGGGACAUGAUUAUGAGCGGCUUGAAGCCUUCCAGCAAAGGAUGCUGGGAGAAUUUCCAGAAGCAAUCGCCAUGCAACACCCUAGUCAACCAGAUGACUCUGUUUUGCAGUUUGAUGGUCAAUACCUCCAGAUUUACGCAGUGACUCCUGUGCCAGAGAAUGUCGAUGUGCUUCAGAUGCACCGUGUAUCAGACCGCAUCAAGAGCUUUUACCGUGUCAACAAUGUGUGCCAUUUUCGCUUUGAUCGUCCUUUCCACAAGGGCAUGAAAGACAGAGAGAACGAGAUCAAGAGCCUUUGGAUUGAACGGACGACUCUGACCCUCUCUCAUCCACUCCCAAGUAUCUCACGUUGGGCCCAAGUGGAAAAGCGUGAUCUAGUGGAGGUGAGCCCGGUGGAGAACGCUAUUUCUGUGGUGGAGAACAAGAACCAGGAGCUCCGCAUGCUGAUCAGCCAGUACCAGCAUCGGCAGCCACACGGCAACGUCAAUCAGCUCAGCAUGUGUCUCAAUGGGGUGAUUGAUGCUGCUGUCAACGGGGGCGUGGCCAGAUACCAGGAGGCCUUCUUUGAUGAGGAGUACAUCGGGAACCAUCCGCAGGAUGUAGAGAGGAUCAGCAAACUCAGAGCUGCCAUGCAGGAACAGGUGCACAUCCUGGGAGCUGGGCUGGCAGUGCAUGAGAGACUGGUGCAGCCAGAUAUGCGACCCCUGCAUAAGAAGCUGGUUGAUCAGUUCUACAUGAUGAGGAGUGGCUUUUGUCGGGGGGUGCCAGGCCUGGAAAAGCUGAGCCCCACAUGCUCCAGAUUCAGCUCCCCCCGAGGCCUUGCAACAAACCCUGAGAGCAUGAGACUGAUGCACGCGCAUGGACACAUGAACUUGCUGGGCUCCUUCCGCCAGUCGUCGUCUUCCCUGUCUUCUCACAGUUCCACCGAGAUGGGGAACCUGGCCAUCGUGACAGACAGCCUGACAGGCGAGCACAGCGAUGACUUUAUCCGCAUGCAGCCAAGCCCCUCCUCCUCCAGCUUAAGUUCCACGCACUCUGCGCCCUCACAGAUAAUCAACUCUGCUCACUCUAGUGGAAGAGGGUCCCCCUCCAUGCCAGAUAAGCACAGGAAUAAUCGGGAGUUGAUGACACUGCUGCCCCGACAUCAGGAAAGGCCCAGUAGCACCAUGUACCCCAGUGCAUUUGAGAGCGAGCAGCCCAACAGUUUCCAGCGCUCGCUAUGCCACCAGAGUGGUCCAUGUAAGCCAUGCAGUGAUCCGAACCUCUCACUGGCGGAAAGAGGACUCUUCCUGACGCACUUUGAUCCCGCCCAGCCUCAUAUGAGUGACGGCCAUCCUGUCUUCCCUGCACGGUCACUGAGAAAGUCUCCUCUGCAUCCCAUCCCUGCCUCGCCCACAAUCCUCCACUCUGGCCUGGAUGGCAGCAACUCUACCCUGUCGGGCAGUGCCAGCAGCGGCGUGUCCUCCCUGAGCGAGAGCCAGUGUGCCCCGCCGUCAGAGCCACCGGGUCGAACGGACACCUUAGAGUCCAUUCCCAGUCAGGCCUGGACUCCAGACGAGGUCACGGGGGCACCCUACCUGUACGUCCAUUACAGCUCCUCUGAACCCGACGACAUCCACUCUGCCAAGCCCUUACCGUGCCGCAGUCACUCAGCCCCUGGGGGCGUCAACUCCGGCCCCCCACAGGAUCAUCUCUAUUACCAGAAUAAUGCCCAUCUAUGCCAUGGGCAUCAUCCCACGCUUACAUCCAAGCCCUACUUUAGGGAGGUCUGUCGCCCUGAAGAAGGCUUUCGGCAGCAGCCAAUGCUUCUGCCAGCACCCCUGCAACACAAGAUCCCCUAGCCCCUUGGGAGACACAGAGGCUAUGGGGUUUGUGGGCAGGGCUUUGGGGGAGACCGAGACGGGUAUGGGGUUUGUGGGCGGGGCUUUGGGGGACACAGACGGCUAUGGGGUUUGUGGGCGGGGCUUUGGGGGACACAGACGGCUAUGGGGUUUGUGGGCGGGGCUUCGUGGGAGAGUGGGAGGGAGAGUAGAUUAGGAAAAUGUGAGGAUGUCUGCAGCAGCCAGGAGGUGUGACGGGGGUGUCAUGGUGGACAGGAUAUGGGAAUGUAGAUGGUGCUGAGGAGCAGAACAGAGAGGUAGGAGAAGAGCUGGAGCCUGGAGAUAUCUGAUUUUUUCUGUCAUUAACAUUCCAGCAUUUUUGCUAUUCUGCAAAAACGAAAACAAAACAAUGAUUCCAAAAUGGCAUCCCCAUGUUUUCCUGAAAUCAGUUUUCUCUGCACUUUUCCCUCUAAGCCUAAUCUUAAUUUCUGCUUUCACACCACUUCAGUUCGCUUGUAGUUAAUCGGCCACUGCUCAGCGGGCAGAGCGUUUAGGGCGUAAUACUCACCUGGGUGCAGUUUCCAACUGUACGGUUUGGUGUCCACAGAUGCUACGUAUCAUACGUCAGGCAGAGAAAUGUAUGACCAUCCAAUGAAAUAAUCAACUGGAUGCUAUUCAGUGGUCAGAGAUCCCCAAAAGCAGCAUUUUUGGCCCUAUAGUAAGUUAUCUGUUUAACCACAACCCCAAUACUAACAACAAAAUCUCAACAUUCGUUUUCUACCUGUCUUUACAUGCCUCCUUUAUUUCUAAACAAAUCAACAGAAGAAUGUUUAGAAAUGUCUGUCAUGCUAUAACUCGUUUAGGUGUACUCCUAAGCCUCUUAAAUAUUGUAAUGAUUCAACCUUAUUUCUGUUUUUUCAUAAAGGCAUUUUCUUUGUGCGCAUAUAAGAUAUUUGUAUGUACAGUAAAUAUUAUAUAUGCAGAGAUGUUUUGUGUCUUUGGAGAUUCGGUCAUUAUUUUCAUUACUGCUUUUUUCCAAUAUAUUUUUGGCUAAUGGGUGUAAUCGAAAGAGUAGUAAAUCUGGCACAUUGUGGAAAAAACCUGACACAGGGUGUGUAAUAAUGAUCAUCUCGCGUGGCUUUACUUUUGUAAAUAAUAUCUCUGAGAUUCUUUUAUUUAUAAAACGUAUAACAAGCAAACCAUGUAUAGAUUGUGAUUGUCUGCCUUGUACUUUAUGAUAAUUGUAUUUUAUAUAUAUGAUAUACAUAAAUAAAAAAUAAAAUGUGACUCUUCUAAAGGCUAAGUAAUUACUGUGAUUUGUGUUAAAGACAGUUUUACCUGCAAGCCAAGUAGAGUUUAAACAAAAAAGCUUUGCACAAUCAUGACAGCACUAUGUUGUAUACGUUGUUACAGCAUGAAUAAACUGAGAUGUGGAUUUAGUUGUGAAAUUCACACAUUUUUCUUACUUGCUAAACCAUUGCAAUGUGGACUAAUAAUGAUACAAAACAUUAAAGAAUAUGUUUUAUUGA